AUGGUCAAGAUGGACGGAGACAGCAACUUCCUGAUUGAGGACAGAUUCUCCAUGGAGUAUGGGCUUCCUUCAUUGGAUUUGCUUCAGAAUAUCAAACUUCUUGAUGCCCACCAUGAUGAUGAAGGCAGGAUUCAUGUUACAAUUCAACGGGACUUGUUCACUUGUGAUGAAGAAGACAUUGAUGUUAAGUCACACCAGCAGUACAUCAUUUGUGCCUCUGGCAACCUUUCAGAGGAUGGCGACAUGCUCUAUCAUGGCCCCAACAGGGCAACAGGAAGGGUCAACUUCAUGAUUGACGAAGCAAGUCUGUUUGAACAGAACCUGCAGCCCCCUCCACCCAAUGGUACAAAGACCCACUUGGAAGAGGGAUUAGUACUCCAUGGCAACCUUGAUACUGCUGUUGGCCCUCUUCCUUUGGAUGUCCAGAUGACAAAUGUACAACUAGAUUCGACUUCAGCAACAAGCUACAGGUGCAGAGCAUUCAAUAUAUCUGAACCCAUGAAAUUUACAGCCUAUGAAGGCGUUUGGGAAGAGGGCAAAACUGAAAGUAAUGGGGACAGGAAUGAGUUCCUUCACCACACUCUCAUUUACCAUUGCAAUCGACCAUCACCUGGCAUUUUAUCCCAUUCUGAUGGCCAGCCAUGGGACUGUAUGAGCCAAAUGCCAGCAUGUGACAUUGUUAUAUCCUAUGCAGUGGGCACUGGUUUGGCAGAACUCCCAUCAGGAGUGCACUUGCCUCUCAAUGCUGGGCUCAUUGUCCUUCAAGUUCACUAUGAGAACCCCUUCAGAAAGCCUGUUGUGAACGAUUCAUCAGGAUUGAGACUGUGGAUUGAACCUCCAUCAGUGGAUUCAACAAACACCAAGGUAGCUCAACUUGCAACUCAUGAUGGUCUGUUUGAAUCAUUGAGAAUCCCAGCUGACCCAAAGCAAAAAGAAGUCACACUGCAGAUGCUGAUCUCAGCAGAAGCUACAAAGGAAUAUCUUCCUGAAGAGGGGGUCCAGGCCUUUGGUUCUGUGUUACAUAUGCACACACGAGGAAUUCGAGGGAAAGUCAGCUUGAUUCGGAAUGGCACACAUAUCAUGGAUGUCUACAACCACCAAGCCUAUGAUUUUGAACGACAAACAGCAGAUUUUACCCGUUGGACGUUCCUUCCGGGUGACGCCCUUAUCAUAUCAUGCACUUACCGGCCACUAAUUGACAGAGAUGUGGUGGGUGGUCUCAAUACUGAUGAUGAAAUGUGUCAAUUCUAUGUGGGCUGGGCACCAGCAAUUCCAAACUUUGGGAGAGCUAUGGGUGUAUAUGUUAGAGAGGGAGAGCCAUUCAAGAAUACACACAUGGGCAACAACAUCACAGUGAGCCCCAGAGACCUACCCUACAGUGAAUACAAAUAUGCACCCACUCCCAAGAAUAGCAAUGACUUUGUCAAACUCUCAGACCAUCGAAUGAAUGUCUGCAAGUUAUUUGUUGGUGAAAAGCUUGCCGUUAAUGCAAUCACUUAUGGCGACCCAGCAAUCUAUGCUCAGCUGGUUGCCAUUGCUGCUUUUGUGGUGGUCACUUUGCUAUCAAAAAGGACUUUAUUGGGAUUCUUAGGAAUCCAGAACGCUGACUUGAGGGAGCAGCGCAAUGCUGUGGUCUACCUUGGAGAGCUCCUUUUCAGCACAGUGGCUCUCCCAAUCUUGUGCUGGGAUCUGGCUUCAGUAUUUCAGGAAGGGACUGCUCAAAAUGGCGUGGACCCAAACCAGCAUGUUCUCUCUAGAGGCUUGAUGAUGACACAAGCUAUGCUGUAUCUGUUGGAACUCUUCUAUAGGAUUGACAUCCGAUGGUCCCUGGUCAUGCACCAUCUCAUGACCUCAUGUACUGUCAUGUAUCUUUUUGUUGUUGGUUUCACCAACUACCAACUCCUGGCCUUCAAGUUUGGCAUGGCCUUGAUUAUCUUGGCAAUGUCUGAGCAACCACUGUAUAUCAUCCUAUUGCUCCGACUAACUGGAUUUCGUGAGGCCUACACGAGAAUUUGGCCAAGGCUUUGUCAUAUUGCUUGUUUCAUCUUUUUGGCCAGCAGAGUUAUUGUGGUGACCCUCAUUGUUAUUCUCUUGACCCAGCAGGCCGGGUCUGCCGAGCAGGCCGGGUCUGCCGACAUUGCGUGGAAGUUGUUGGACACCAGCUUCCCUGACUGGUACAUGCCUUCCAAUCCUUUCUUUUCCAAUCACAAAGUUGUCAAUGCAAUGCUGAUUGUCUUGUUGGUGACAAUCCUCUUUGCCAACUAUUUUGCUGUCGCUGCCAUGUUGCACAUGGCAAGGCCUUCCAGGAGGGUCGAAGAAAACCAUCAAUCAUUGUCAGGUGUGGAGGCAACACAAGAUGAUGAGAAGUCACUUUCAGAGACAGUUUCAGCAGGACCUCCUCGAAACAGUGCAUUGGAUGUUUGA
Molecule: messenger RNA, 2424 nt
Organism: Seminavis robusta
Lineage: Eukaryota; Bacillariophyta; Bacillariophyceae; Naviculales; Naviculaceae
Source: the annotation of a GenBank genome assembly